CCCUCUUGUGGAUUUCUCCAAAAGUAUAAGACUUGUUUUCUCCUCACUUUAUAAUCCAACCAGAACAAACUUCAAAAUUUCAAACUCAUAAAUCAAUAUCUCACCCUCAUCCACCCAUUACUCGAUUUCGAAAUAAACGAAACAUUUUUCUUAAGAAGCUCUCAUAUAUAAAAAAAAAGAGAUGAUGUAUGAUUUGUUUUCUCCUCACUAUAUAAUCCAACCAUAAACAUACUUCAAAACUUCAAACCCAUAAAUCAAAAUCUCACCAUUAGUCCAAUACCAUGCAAGAACAAGUCCAACUUUUCCUCAAAAUGCGUCGUUUUUUCAUGCAACCCAAAAAACCCACCAAAAAACAGCCUUUACCACAUGAUUUUAAUGAUCAUAAAGAUCAAAACAAUAAGAUUCAAAGUGAUUUAGGAGAAUUAAACGAAGAAAAAACAGAGGAUUUCCAUGUUGUGCAAGAGAAAACAGAGAAAAUUGACAAAGUUAUUGAAGGUGUAGUGUUGCAAAGAGCUGUGAAAGAGCUAUUGUUUGGGAGUUGUGAAGAGAGAGAAAAUGCAGCUAAGGAAAUUAAGCGUUUGGCGUUAGAAGAUGUUAAGAUGAGAAAGAGUUUAGGCGAACUUGGUGUUAUUCCUCCUCUGGUUUCUAUGGUGGAUUCCGGUGGCGGUUGUCGACGGCAAUUGGCUGUUCAAGCCUUAACUAUGCUGUCCGAUGGCAGUUUCACGAACAAGGCUCUAAUACUAGAGGCUGGAAUCUUAACAAAACUACCAACAAAUAUUGAAGAAGUUGAUGAACACUUAAGACAUGAUCUUUCACAACUACUCUUAUCAAUAUCUUCACUAUUCAACUCUCAAUACUCUUUCAACCAAUCCACAUUGUUUUCCUUCCUACUCAACAUUCUUCAAUCAAAUUCAACCACUGAAAAUUCCAAAGAAGCAUGUCUUGGCACUCUAUACAAUCUCUCCAUUGUCAUAGAGAAUUCAGGUCCAUUGAUCUCGAAUCGAGUCGUGGACAUUCUCUUAAGCUUGCUAUCUUCAUCAAGGGAAAAAAUUUCAGAACAAGCUCUUGCAACAUUAGGCAACUUAGUUGUAACUUUGAUGGGUAAAAAAGCCUUAGAAGAUAAUGUGACUGUGCCUGAAAGUUUGAUAGACAUACUAACAUGGGAAGAUAGGCCUAAAUGUCAGGAGUUUUCAGUAUAUAUACUGAUGAUUUUGGCUCAUCAAAGCUCUAAACAAAGAGAAAAGAUGGCAAAAUCAGGAAUUGUUCAUACUUUGCUUGAAGUUGCUUUGUUGGGGAGCCCUUUAGCCCAAAAAAGAGCUAUGAAGUUGCUUCAAUGGUUUAAAAAUGAAAGGCAGGUUAAGGUUGGACCACAUUCUGGGCCACAAACUAGGUUUGUUUCGCCGGGAUCGGCGAUGAGUGAUGGAGAAACUAGUGAGGGGAAGAGGUUGAUGAAGAAGAUGGUACAACAAAGUUUACAUAGGAAUAUGGAGGUGAUUACUAAAAGAGCAAAUGCUGAAGGAGAUACCUUAAAACUUAAGUCUUUGGUUAUUAGCUCAAGUUCUAAGAGUUUGCCUUACUAAAUAGCACUUAUCUUUAAAGGAUUUUGGUAUUGGAACUGUGGGAUUCAACAAUGGCUGGAUAUGCACAUAGUUUGAAAGCUUUAGUAUAUUUCUCUUGCUCAGAGAAAUCUAAAAGUGGGAGGAGAUUAUAGUUUCUUUUAAAGAAGACUUGUGUAUUGUUUUGGUUGUAAAUUUCAUCUGUUGAUAUGACAUACAUUUCAUGUUUUUAUCUUUUUGAAUAAAUAUUUUAGCGUUCCUAUUUGAUUAUGUUAUGAAGAAUAUUAUAGUAA
This is a messenger RNA of Beta vulgaris subsp. vulgaris (sugar beet), 1849 nucleotides long. RefSeq names its product U-box domain-containing protein 4. NCBI's taxonomy places the organism in Eukaryota, Viridiplantae, Streptophyta, Magnoliopsida, Caryophyllales, Amaranthaceae. Gene Ontology annotation, molecular function: protein binding. Bases 282 to 1580 code for a protein of 432 amino acids. The record is from RefSeq and is a predicted model, not a curated record. The transcript is spliced from 2 exons.